Rana temporaria (common frog) is the source of this 2723-nucleotide messenger RNA. It is a transcript of the gene MAK, whose product is annotated as male germ cell associated kinase. Gene Ontology annotation, molecular function: protein serine/threonine kinase activity; ATP binding. The record is from RefSeq and is a predicted model, not a curated record. Gene Ontology annotation, cellular component: nucleus; cilium; cytoplasm. Bases 310 to 2229 code for a protein of 639 amino acids. The transcript has 15 exons. NCBI's taxonomy places the organism in Eukaryota, Metazoa, Chordata, Amphibia, Anura, Ranidae. Gene Ontology annotation, biological process: intraciliary transport; protein phosphorylation; cilium assembly.
CCCACGUGCACUGUGUGAUGUUACCAGGGAGACGAGUCACACAUUAACAGGUUCUGGGGAGCCGAGGAGCGAAUCACGUGACUGGGGAGCGCCUUAUCAAGGCCAAGGAGCAACAGAUAUCAUUUGGAAUGGCAGAAUCACUGGACCUUUGCCUUUUUUCUAUCUUCGUCAUGUCAUUUUAACUCUUCACCGGUAACAGUGACACAAAAUGCUCUUAUGAACCGACUCCGAAUAAACUAUCAGACUGUUAUUGGUGGCUGUUUUACAACCACAGACCUUUAGCAUCCAAGAAUUUAAAAUAGAUUCAAAAUGAAUCGAUACACAACAAUGAAACAGCUUGGAGAUGGCACGUACGGAAAUGUGCUGAUGGGGAAAAGCAAUGAGUCUGGAGAACUAGUAGCCAUCAAAAAGAUGAAAAGGAAGUUCUAUUCUUGGGACGAAUGUAUGAAUUUAAAAGAAGUGAAGUCCCUAAAAAAACUUAAUCAUGUCAACGUGGUGAAAUUAAAGGAGGUAAUCAGAGAGAAUGACCAACUCUAUUUCGUAUUUGAAUAUAUGAAGGAAAAUCUUUAUCAGCUGAUGAAAGACAGAGAGAAUAAGAUGUUCUCUGAGAGUGAAAUCAGGAACAUUAUGUUUCAGGUGCUUUCAGGCUUGGCCUUUAUACACAAGCAUGGGUUUUUUCAUCGGGAUAUGAAACCUGAAAAUCUUUUAUGUAUGGGUCCGGAGCUUGUGAAAAUAGCAGAUUUUGGGCUAGUACGAGAACUGCGAUCUCAGCCGCCCUAUACAGACUAUGUGUCCACCCGAUGGUACCGGGCCCCCGAAGUCUUGCUGAGAUCUUUAACGUAUAGCUCUCCCAUAGACCUAUGGGCAGUUGGCAGCAUUAUGGCUGAAUUGUAUACCCUCAGACCCCUCUUCCCUGGAACAAGCGAGGUUGACGAGAUCUUUAAAAUCUGCCAGGUUCUGGGGACACCAAAAAAGAGCGACUGGUCUGAAGGAUAUCAGCUGGCAUCGGCUAUGAAUUUCCGCUUUCCACAGUGUGUCCCUAUAAACCUGAAAACUCUCAUACCCAAUGCCAGCGAAGAGGCAUUAACACUGAUGAGAGACAUGCUGCAUUGGGACCCCAAAAGGCGCCCCACAGCCAGUCAGGCUUUAAGGUACCCGUAUUUUCAAGUUGGACAUGCACUGGGCCCUCCAACACAAGUUGUGGAACAGAAAAAGGCUGUAAAUAAGCCGGCACAAUCCAUUGAGCCUCAGGCGCUCUUUGAGAUAAAAAAGCAAUCUUCCUCUCCUCCUAAUGCACCAGAGAAAACAUCAAAUGACUCGCCUGCUCCAAGCAGGCCCCUCCAGCAAAUACAGCUGCCACAAAGCACAGCUGACAACCAGCUGCCAUCCAAACAUCCUCAGGUGACUCUUCCCAACAUCAGGAAAAUCAUAUCACCGAAAGCAACGGUCGGUGGACCACAGAACAGUGCUGUUAACGUAAAGCAUGGAAGGCGGCGCUGGGGGCAGUCGGUUCUGAAGGACAGUUGGGAUGAGUUUGACACAGACUUUGGUAUUUCUUUUUCAAAGAAGCCUAGCAUGACAAUGGCUAAAGAGAACAAAAAUGAUGAUUUGGACUUCACAGAUUCUACUGAUUUAAACAAAAGUGUAAAUAUGGUUACAGCAAGAACAGACUCUGGUAAAACAUUGUCUGCCAAACAGCAUUACCUCAGACAAGCAAGAUAUCUACCAGGUAUGAAUCCCAAGAAUGUGACGCUGAUAUCUACUAAUAAGGAAGCUAACCAUUCUACUUGGGGCAGUUCCCUGUCAACUAAACCUCUUGCUCCCAUUAAUGGCGGAGUGGCAUUAAACAGAAACAAUGCAGGAACACUUGCAGGAUUUGCUGGUCCAACAUACAACACCACAGGAUACAUUCCUUCUUUUUACAAGAAGGAGGUUGGAUCAGCAGGACAGAGGAUACAGCUUGCAGCGAUUGCACCAACUACAACUUUACCCAUUGAUGCUGUUAACGGUAAACCAAAAAUUAUUAAACCUAAACCCAGCUGCCCAAAGGUAGUCACUGAGAAUAGCUCAGAUUUUGACAUGUGGAAAACAAAAGGUGUGCGGCCUCAGCUACCCGGCCCUCCCUUCAAGCCAGCAAAUAAAAACCUUGCUGUGCUAAACCGACCUCAACCAUUUCAGCCAGUGCAUGGAAGGACGGACUGGAUCUCCAAGUAUGGUGGUCAUCGUUGAUGUGCGCAAAGAUUAUUUCGUUUACAUCCCCUGCUAAACUGUCGUUGCUCAAGAUUUUCUCCAGAAACAUCAUCUGCCAAAUUGUAUCAUCAAAGCUAGUGUGCACACUAUAUUUUGCAAGUCUCCUGCAAAGCUGACCAAUUUGCUUUUUAAGAAAACCAAAUUUGAAAAUACAUUUAUGUGAACGACGUAUAGAGAAAUGUGUCAUCUAUGGGCUAUAUAAGAUACCAGUUAUACCAUGUUCCAGUGGACUUUGACACCAAACAACUGUCAGCUUGAGGCUGUUGAUUUUGUAAGGAAUCAUGGCUAAUAUUUAUAUUAUACAAUAUGUAUGCCUAUAAACACUUAUCUAAUAACUGAAACUAUCAAAGCAUAAGCAACAUGAGCUUACGUUAGUAUUACCAAAAAACAGAAGCUGCAACUGGAUUUUGGUUGUGGUAGUAAAUGGCUGCCAGUAGGAAAGUGCUGGAGAGAAGCAAAUAAAAAGAUAUAUA